Messenger RNA from Salvelinus namaycush (lake trout), 2430 nucleotides. RefSeq names its product volume-regulated anion channel subunit LRRC8D-like. The coding region runs from base 1 to 2430 and encodes 809 amino acids. Lineage: Eukaryota; Metazoa; Chordata; Actinopteri; Salmoniformes; Salmonidae. Gene Ontology annotation, molecular function: protein binding. The transcript has 4 exons. The record is from RefSeq and is a predicted model, not a curated record.
AUGUUCAGCCUGUCAGAGCUGGCCUCUCUGAGUGAGCGUCAGGGCAGCUCCAAGCUGCUGAAGCCCUGGUGGGAGGUAUUCAUGGAGUACCUGGUGGUGCUGAUGCUCAUGGUAUCUGUGUUGUCAGGCACCCUGUUGCUAUCUCGCGACAGGGUGGUGUGUCUCCCCCUGGACCUCACUACCACCCCCACUAACCAGAACCCCUCCUCCAGCAGUGGUGCCGUACCUCAACCCCACCCCCCUAACAGGCCCCCCACUAAAGCAUCCCCCCUACCAGCCAACCCUUGGACCCCUGCUAGGGGCAGACGCACCCACCUGGACUACCAGCAGUAUGUCUACAUUAGCCAGGUGUGCUACCACGAGGCCCUGCCCUGGUACUCCCGCUUCUUCCCCUAUGUGGCUCUACUCCAGUCCCUGGUGCUAUUGGCCAGCGGUUGCUUCUGGUUCCACUUCCCCCUCACCUCCGCCCGCAUAGAGCACUUCCUGAUCAUCCUGGCCAAGUGCUGUGAGUCUCCCUGGACCUCCCGCGCCCUGUCCCAUGCCGCCCGCCAGGAGGAGGGAGGGGAGGAGACAGGCCCCCAGGAUCUCCAAAUGCCUCCUCCUACUCUCCUGUCUUCACUCUCCGUAUCCCGCAACCGCCAGUCCAGCCUGGACUCGGGCACAGACAGCCCCCUGCUGGUGUACUUGGCCCAGACAGUGUUCAAGCUGCUGCUGGUGGUGCUGAUAGUGGGCUACACCACUCCUCUGAUGAGCUCCAUCUCGUUCACCCACACCUGCCUCCCCCAGGCCCAUGCCCUGACUGGCUACAGUGCCUUUGAGUGUACCCAUGCCCUGGCCUCUGUCCUCCACAAGUUGCUGCUGGCCUACAUCAGCCUGGUGGGGCUCUUUGGCCUGCUGAGCAUCUACACCCUCAGCUGGAUCCUCCACAGCUCCCUGCGUCAAUACUCCUUUAACAAACUGAGGGAGCUGGGCUCCAUGAGGGAUGUCCCUGACUUAUGUAAUGAUCUGGCCUUCCUGUUACACAUGGCUGACCAGUACGACCCCCUGCUGGCCCAGCGCCUUUCCGUCUUCCUGUCACCCGUCAGCGAGACACGCCUGCUGGAGGAGAGCCUGGAGAGACGCUGGGGUGCCGAUAGGCUGCGCUCCAUGACCACGGUCGACCCAGAGGGACGGCCCCUGCUGCAGCUGGUGGCCCUGCCGCGCCUGCCCCCCGCCCUCUUCACCCUCAGCCAGCUGGUGGUGCUCAAGCUGGAGCUCAUCACGGACGCCAAGCUCCCCGCACAGGUGGCCAACAUGACCUCACUCAGGGAGCUUCAUUUGUACCACUGUACUGCAGCCAUGCAGCCUGGUUCCCUGGUGGUUCUGCAGGAGCGUCUGGAGGCCCUGCACCUCACCUUCACCCAGGCUGCAGAGAUCCCUGGCUGGGUCUACUCUCUCCGCGGCCUGCAGGAGCUGCACCUUUCUGGCCGGCUGGGCUGCGAGGGCGGGGUGGGCCGUGGCUGGGCCCUGGGAAGCCUUAGGCAGCUCCGUCACCUCCGGGUGCUGGUCCUGAGGGGCAUGCUGCAGCAUGUGCCCGGGGAGCUGGGGGAGGUGGCAGGGAGCCUGGUGAAGCUGGAGAUCCACAACGAGGGCUCCAGGUUGCUGGUGCUGACGGGCCUACGGCGUGUGGCCGGCCUGACCGAGCUGCAGCUGCAGGACUGCCGCCUGGAGCGCCUGCCCUCUGCCCUGCUGGCCCUCACCAGCCUGCGCACCCUGGACCUGCAGCACAACAGCCUGCGCACCCUGGAGGAGCUCCUAGGGCUGGCACACCUCCGCCACCUCUCCUGCCUCAGGCUGGCCCAUAACCGUGUUCUGGCCCUACCGGCUAGUGUUGGUGUACUGCGUGCUCUGGAGCUCCUGGACCUGGGGUACAACCAGCUCCAGAGCCUUCCCCCGGCCCUCUUCAACCUCCACCACCUACGUCGCCUCCUACUGGCUGGAAACCUGCUGGACGAGCUGCCAGCAGAGGUAGGGGCGCUGACAUUUCUCACCGAGCUGGACCUGAGUGGGAACAGGCUGGAGAGCCUGCCUCCAGAGCUCUUCAGUCGCUGUUUGGAGCUGCGGAGCCUGAAUGUAUCCCACAACUCCCUGGGUUCCCUGCCUCCAGGGCUGAGCAACCUGAGCCAGCUGUCCUGCCUGGACCUGCGCAGCAACAGUCUGGAAGAGCUGCCCAUGGAGCUGGGCUGCUGUUCAGGACUGCAUAGAGAAGGUCUGCUGGUGGAGGACUGGCUGCUCCAUGCACUGCCACGACAUGUGAAGGAGUUCCUAACCCAGUCUGGCUCUCAUACCGGCAAAUCCUUAGAAUCACACUCCCGUCCAGACUCAGAUAGCUUCCCCUACUUCUCGGCUACCCAGUGGAGUUUCUCCUCCACUCUGGAAUCACGGAUAUAG